CCCUCACCUUCACUAUCCCCCUCACACUACGAUCCUCCUCUUCCUUUCAUGUAUCUCCCUGUAACGACCACUGGAUUGGCUAUGGGGUGCUAAUAUCGGGAUUUUUUCCCGUUCUGAAUCGCUACGUUCGGCCACGCGGCAACCUCCAAGUGGACCCCCUACUCGAAUAAUGUCCAGAGGCACACGCAAUCGGGGCCAAUCAGGCUCCCCUUCGGAUGGAUCAGAUGGAUCAUACGAGGAAGGCGGCGGCGCAUGGCAGGCCGGACUCGCUUAUGGCUCCGACAGUGACUAUGAAGGAGGACCUCACCUUGGACCGUUGGAUGGUUUCAGCGAGAUGGACUCAGGGGACGAGUGGAGACCAUCUGACGCAAGCGACACCGAUGAUGAAGCACAGGGGGGGGCUGGUCCUUCGCGUCCUCGUCAAGACAGACAGGUUCUUGAUCGGCAGCAACAGAAAGGCUAUGGAUCAGGAGUUCCCACUAGCGCUGUCGGAAGGGGACAGGCGCGUGGUCUCUCGGCAGCGCAGAGGAGGCGUCUAGCUCUGGAUGCUUUAGGAAGUGAUGCCUGGAAAGACUCGUCGCAAAGGAAACGGCAACAAGCUCCAGCAGCGGGACCAGCUGACGACGAACAUGAAGUGGAAGAAGCUGAGCUUGGACGCUUGGUCGCUGGUUUAGGCAUACCAUCUGCACCUCGCGUCGAGGACGAGCACGCUGAAGUAGCGGACGGCGCUGCUCUACAAUCUGAAAUGCUAGCUGCUAGCGGGUUCAAGUCACAGAGGAAGAAGACUCGCCGGACAACUGCGCAAGCUGCCGUAUCUCCGGAAGUUGCGCGCUUGUUAUCAGAGGCCAAUCUUGCCUAUGUCAACAUGGAGCUCGAAGAAGCCAUAGAGAAGCUGCAAGAGGUGAUACGUAUUGAUCCUACCGUCAAGUCGGCCUGGUCUACGCUUGCCAAUUGCUUUCGGGAGCAAGGAGACUUCGAGAGGGAGACACAGGCCAAGAGCAUUGAAGCUAUCCUCACGCCCAGAGCGACCGAUCUGUGGAUUAGCCUGGCCCACAGACACGAUGAACUUGGUCAAGUGCACGAGGCCAUCAAAUGUUUCGAGCGGGCGAUCCGUACAUCACGUGAGAAAGACCGUAGCGAUGUCCUCGAUGCCAUGUGGGACAGAGCUUGCCUACUACGAGAUCUCGAAGAUGACAAAGCAGCACUGACCGCCUUCAAGGCCCUCUUGCGAGUACGUCCCCACAAUGCCGAGGUACUAGCUCAGCUGGUGCCGCUCUGUCUCAAGGCCAAUCGGCGCAUGGAAGCCAUCAGACUCCUUGAAAGCAGCUGGGAAUUCAAUCGGACUCACUUCCCGGAUCCCACAAGCGGUGAGGGACUCCGCUUUGCGAGCUUCACAGGCUCCGAGAUUGUGACUCUGUGCGAUCUACUGCUCUUGAAUAACGAGCCGCUGGCUGCCCUCAAUAUCGUCCGCCAAGGGUCCCGUUGGCUCCAAGGUCGCAGCACAGAAAUCUUUUGGGAUGACGUGCUCGACGAUGAUCGAGAAUUCGACGAGUCUCGUGAAGGUGCCAAUCGCGGUGGGGUCGCGGAGUAUGGUAGGAGGGUCGAAAUGGCCCCUGUCUACCCGCCAUUGGAUACACAAUUGCGUCUACGGCUAGGGUACGCGCGUGCAAAGAUGGAAGACUUACCAGAAGCGGAGAGACACUUUGAGCUCUACCUAGCCAAGACUGACCCUGCGGACUAUACCGAACAGUAUAUCGAUCUUGUUGAACUCGACAUGGAGCUGGGUCAGUUUGAACAGGCUAAUGCUAUUCUGCUCAGAAUGAUGGAGCUAGAUUUCCUCCUAAUCCCCGACAUCAUCUACAAACACGGACUCUGCCUUCAGGCAUUAGGCCAGAACGAAGCCGCUGCUGGUGCUUUCGAAGCGGUCAUCGCAAAUGAUCCUGCAAACCUUGAGGUCAAGCUUCGCCUCGCUGAGACCUACGAGGCCUUGGGCAGAGUUGAAGAUGCAAUGAACACCGUCAACGAAUUCCUUGCAGCUCGAGCAGAGCAGAGAGCGGCGCAAGGUGCGCCCAACGACGGCGAUCACGACAGCCAGGUGCCUCCUGCCCCCGCAGCUUCGGACAUCCUUGACGGAGCAAGUCGGUCGGGCGCGGCCAAGACUCGAAAGAAGAAGCUCUUGAGAGCCGACGAACGUGAACGCUUGGCAAAAGCCCGCGAAGAAGAGGCGAACCUGUUCCUCAAUCGACUUCAAAAGCGAGAAGCCGAGAUCUUCGUCGAAGGCUGGUGGCGUAACGACGUCGUUAUUGGGAUCAGCGGACUAGAUCCAGCCAGUGAGCUUCAAGAGCGAUAUGGCAUCGAUAUCGGAGAGGACGAGCAAGCUCGUAUUCAGCGAUUCGCAGCAACGAGGGACUGGCUCGAUCUAUCUGGUCGACUUAUUGACAGUUUCAGGAGCAUGCCCCACAUGUUUCCUCGUUCGAGGUCGGGCUCCAGUAAGACGGGCCCGAGCUCAACAGUGGAAGCGAGACUUCGCAGCAGUGGCCAGCGGACGCCUCGCCGACCCUAUCGGAAGCGUGACGUCGAUCUGGGCGCAAGAGACCUGAUCUCUAGACUUCAAGAUCGGGUGAUGCAUGACUCGGCAAUGCACGAAGAUGACGCCGGAGAAGAUGCGCUGGAUUCUACCGGUGCUGGUGCGCAGGCGACUGCCGCCAUGGCUGGGCGUCACUUUCGUGGAAUGGAUUAUGACAUGUGGACUGACAUGUUCGUCAAGCACGCAUUUGUUCUGACCAAAAUUGGAGAUCACGGCGCUGCUUCGGACCUGCUAGAACACGUCCUGUCUUCCCACGUUGCCACAUCAAGCGAGUCGCGUAGAAUGACAUUGACUCUGGCUCAGGCGGCUUGUGGCUUCUAUGCUCGUGACUUCUCGCCGCCUUUCGAAGUGCUACGUCAAUUGACAUCCCACUGGCAAUUUCACAAUAUGCCCAUUCGGCUGCUUGCGUCCCUGUCGCACAUCAGCGGCUUCUACGGCCUUGACGCCUACACCAGCCACAAGAUACAAAAACUCCUUGUUCGACGCAGUCGUGUCCACGAAGUCAUUGUCAAUAAUGGCAAGUGGGAGUAUGCUCCCUUGGCGGGUCGAUACGUAGCACGCGAACGAUUACAAGCUCCCCAACGAUCUCUGGGUUACUGCAAGAAUCGUGAGCCGUUUGUCAGACAGGACGAAGGUGGGGACAAGAAGAAGAAGAAGCGCAAGAAAGUCAAGUCGGCAGGGACCAAGAGGAGCGCGGCCGAUGAAGAUGCUGAUGAUGCCGCAAGCGAUGACUCUGAUGAUGCGAAUGACGGAGAUGAUGCUAGCGCAGACGAAGAGGGCUUAGAAGACGAUCUGGACGCCAACGGUGAAGCACAUGCCAGCACGAGCUAUGAGGGCACCAGCGCACCGCGAGAGAAACCACCAACCAAGGAGGGCAUCAUAGGCGAGAUAGCCUAUGGCUACUUCCUGCUGGUCACUAGCUCAUGGCAAUCGGCUUUGGGCAUAUCGCUACGAGCCUACGCUCGAGCCCCGAAUGAACCUGUCGUCUGUCUCAUGGCUGCCGUUGCGUGUUUUGGCAGAAUGACCAAUCGUCAGACGGACAAUCGUCAUCACCUACUCCUUCAGGGCAUCAGCUUCCUCUCACUCUAUCGCAAGUACCGCAUCGCCGAGGUCAAGCGUGGCGCCACAGAAGUCUCAUCGGUGCUCAAGCCUACCGCUUGGAUUGAGGCUGAGUACAACAUUGGCAGAGGUCUUCACCAAGCCGGACUGAUCACUGAGGCUGUGCAGGCCUACGAACGCGUCCUGCAAGCACACGAUGAGAGAGUAUCUUCCAAGGUGGUAGCUCGGGAGGCGCAUGAAGUCGGCUUCGACUGCUAUCGCGAAGCUGCCUGGAACCUGAGCCUGAUCUACUCAAUCAAUGGCAACGGUCGCGCUGCAAGGGUGCUGAUGAACAAGUACCUGCGCGUCUGUUAAGCGAAGGUGGGCUCACGCACUGAGAUAGCACUGAUUGCGGGGUCGAUAACGCAGAGUGAAGACUCAGAGGCUGUGUCCUGUUUCACACAAUCGUAUGAAGAUCUCACGAGUCACUCCCUUAUCUGUGUGCGAUCCUCCAUCAUCUCAUU
Molecule: messenger RNA, 4149 nt
Organism: Microstroma glucosiphilum
Lineage: Eukaryota; Fungi; Basidiomycota; Exobasidiomycetes; Microstromatales; Microstromataceae
Product: TPR-like protein
Exons: 4
Coding region: 170-4000 (1276 amino acids)
Biological process (GO): transcription by RNA polymerase III
Cellular component (GO): transcription factor TFIIIC complex
Molecular function (GO): protein binding
Source: RefSeq, a predicted model, not a curated record